CAGUGAAAUAGUAUCAAAAUGACUAAAGUACUGUUCGCCAUCGUUCUGAUGAUGAUUACAUUCGCCGUAACACUAUCUGCAAGUACCAAGGAAGCCAUGACCACGACCAUGACUGACCAGGUUAACAGCAUUGAGGUAGAUGUCUUAGCUGUUAUGGACAUGUGCAAUGAUAGCUACAGGAUUGAUCCAACUUAUUUACAAGCCCUGAAUGAGAGCGGCAGCUUCAUUGAUGAAACUGAUAAAACGCCAAAGUGUUUCAUCCGCUGUGUUUUUGAAAAUGUCGGCAUAGUGUCUGAAGAUGGUAUGCAGUUGAAUCCAGCUAGAGCAGCUGUCAUCUUUGCAGGGGAGAGGAAUGGAAAGCCUAUGGAGGAUAUUGCUGACAUGACUGCUCUGUGUGCCACUGACAGACAGGAAACCUGCCCUUGCGACCGAUCAUACAAGUUCUUAAGAUGCCUGAUGUCGAUGGAAAUUGAAAGAUAUGAGAAAUCUUAAGUUGAAACUAUACCUCUUCGUAACAAAUGACGUCCUGGUACCUUCUGGAACUAUGAGUAAUAUGACAUAUUAAC
This is a messenger RNA of Spodoptera exigua (beet armyworm), 566 nucleotides long. Lineage: Eukaryota; Metazoa; Arthropoda; Insecta; Lepidoptera; Noctuidae. The record is from the annotation of a GenBank genome assembly.